UCCCGCAGGAGAGGGGCCAGCGGGGGCUGCGCCGGGGCUCGGAGCAGCCCUGGCCGCCGAGGGGCCUGGCUUGCCUGCCCGCAGCCGGGCGGAGGGCGGAGCGCCAGGGCGGAGCGGGGAGCUGGCGGCAGGCCCCGGGCAGAGCCGCGGGGCGCUGGGCUCCAGCUGUCAGGGCGGAGGAGGAUGCUGGCGCGGCGGGCCGGGCGGCGGGAGGAGGAGCCCUAGCCGCGUCCCAGGCCAAGCGCGGCAGCGGCGGGCAGGACACAGCGCGCAGCCCGAGCCCCGGCAGGAGGAGCGCGCUGCGUCGGGGCCGCUGAGCCCAGGCAGGGGCCAUGCAGCGGGCCGGCCGGUGCUGAGCCCAGCGCGUCCCGGGCCCGGGGCUGUCCGGGCCGGGGGGAUCGGCGGGCCGGGGCCAUGCCCUGCCCGCAGUGAGCGAUGCCUUUUGGAAAUGGACACACUGGAUCACGGCGCAAACAUGGCGUCCCCUCGGCCAGGCUCCCCGUCUCCGGCUGGUGCCUGCUCUGCUGUCUGCUGUGCGGGGGGCUGGCCGCGGCCGGGGGCCCCCCCGCCCAGAGCUGCCAGCCCUGCGGCCCCAGCUGUACCUGCGCCGGCGGCAGGGCCCCGGGCUCCUGCCUGGUGAACUGCUCCUCGCGGGGGCUGGAGCAGCGCCCGGGGAUCGGCGUCCCGCCGGCAGCCACCGCUCUGGAUCUUUCCAAUAACAAGAUCACCAUUUUAGAUGUUCAGGCUUUUGAACAUCUGACUUCCCUGGAAGAACUAGAUAUAAGCCACAACAUGAUUUCUACGUUAGAAGAUGGAAUAUUUGAUAAUUUAUUUAAUUUAAGUUACAUAAACUUAAGUCUGAAUCCAUUUCUUUGUGACUGCAAACUUUCCUGGCUCCCCCGCUGGGUGGAAGAAAGAAAAGUUAACGUUAGUCGGCUGUUGGAUACUAAAUGCGCCCAGCCUCCGGAAGUGGCAAACCUUCCUCUUUUCAAUGUUUCAUUCACCAAUGUUACUUGUGGAGCGCCUUACAUAGCAUGCUUGACGGACAACACCACAGGGGCAGCCGAUUCAGUCAUCCUCUUCUCAUCCGUUCUUUCCGCAAACCUCAGCGAGGAGACCUGCAGUGCCCUCUGCUAUGCUGACGCCCAGGAAUACGGCGGCUUCAGCGACCAGGAGCAGUGUCUGUGCGGCGAGGUCCUUGAACCAAAUUCUUCCUCCGGUUGUUUGCCGUUUUGCACUGAGGACUCUGCUAGGUGGUCCUGCAGCGGCCCUUCCCUCGUCCGCUCUGUCUUCCCAGCACGGCUGCAUGCCUCUUUCACAGGUCCCCGCCGCCCCCAUGGCCUUCACCACAUGGUGGCCUUCAACGUCAGUAUUCCAGUUGCUGCCAGCACUUUACAGUGGGACUUCGGGGACCGAUCCAGGCUUCUCAACACUACCGAAAAUGCAGUGCUCCAUCAGUAUGCCUUGCCCGGGCAUUACAACGUCACCGUCACCCUCUCCGUGGGCGCCAGGGUCACCUCUGUGCAGACGGACGUCGAGGUGGUGGCUCCCCCAGAGCUGAUAGACCUGCAGUGUCCUACCCUGGUCAGGACGAACGAAAGCCUGGACCUACAGAUCAGGAACAGGGGCGGCACUGGCCUAGCAGCUGUGUAUAGUAUUACUGCAGAGAAUGAAGAGCCAGGCAAAGUGAUUCACCCAAUGUGCCCGUCAGAUGGCCUGGUCUUCCCUGGCAACAAUCACUGCUACCAACUGGUGGUAGAGAAGGCCCAGUGGCUGGAGGCCCAACAGCACUGCCAGGUCCAUGGUGAUGGAGAGCUGGCUUUUGUGAGCAGUCCUGAAAUUAAGAGUUUCUUGGUCUCUCAUGUCACCAGGGGCCUUGACGUCUGGAUUGGAUUCAAUGAUUUUGCAAGUGCUGGAGCUCAGCAGAGGGGUGAAGGAUUUAAUCUGGAGAGCUGUCAGAACUGGCUGCCAGGAGAGCCCCAUCCAUCAAACGCUGACCACUGUGUCCGGAUGGGCCCGACGGGCCAGUGUAACACCGACCUGUGCAUGGCCAAGCACAGCUACGUGUGCGAGUACAAGCCAAAAGGAAUUCUCUUGAACGCCGAAAACUUUUACGUGGGUGACCCUGCGUUUGACACCCCCGGGUCUGUGAGAUACGUGACAAGAGAAGCAUUGCUGCCGGCUCCAUUGGACACUGUGGAGAUGAUGGUGUUCCCCAGUUUGGAGUUUCAGCAGGAAGCAUUUUUAACGGCCCUUGAGUUUGUGACUCAAGAACUGCAGCGGUCUAUUCAUGUGAGGUUUCAGGUGCACAGACCAGCACACAGAGAAGGUUACAAGGAGGAAAAAAACGCUACAUAUCCAUUACGCACUUCUCAGGAUAUUGGGAACUGGACACUACUUGAAUGCCCUGCUGGUUUCCAGUGGUGUCACUUGACUAACACAUGUUUGUCGCUAAGCAGUUGCUGCAGCCCAGUGGAAUGUGCCAAUGAUUCCAUCACCAAUAGUACCAACUCCCUUUCUUGGCACAAUGAAAGCCAGCUCAGCUAUGAACUUCUCAAAGAGUUUCUCUUCACUAUACCAGCUAACACCUCUGCUCAGUAUCUGGUGAUGUUUAAAGGUGAAGACACCUUUGUCAGGCCUAAGGAUGUCUUCAGCAUCCAGCAUGAUGCAGCGCCAGGCUUGUUCCUCCAGUGCCGGCCAAGUAUAAUAUCACCUUACAGAAUAAACUACUUAAGCACAAAUUCUUCUGACUGGGUGCCCAGCCUGUCUGCCAACCUCACCGGUGCAAUCUGGAAGAAUGACACCGUGUGCUCUCUCAGGGUUCUCUAUGCCACAGAACAGGUAACGCCACUUAUCAGUCAACACAAUCCCGGGCUGGAGCGUCACGGCCUCUACACCGUUAAAGCCACGGUAGACAAUGGAGUCUUCAGUGCCAACUUGUCUUGCAGUUUCUGGGUCACUUCUCCGGUGUCAGGUCUCCGUGUCAUUUACCCACCUCCUCACAGUGGCAAAGUCUAUGUGCCAACUAACCACUCUUCGCUGGUGGUGAAGAUAUCCUCAGGGGUGAAUGCGACAGCAAGCUGGCUUGGCGAGAACAGGACCUUCCCCUUCGAAGGGGCAUGCCCGCCAGCCAUUGUUCCCCUGACAGCAGACUGCACCAGGGACACCAACGACACCUGGUUCUCAGUGGUCAAGCUGAGUGGCGGUGGGGAAAGCGUGGGCACCAUGCUGCUCAUGGUGGAAAACUCGGUGAGCUCCCAGAACAUCACUGUCAAGGUGAAGGUGGAGGAGCCCAUUAGAGGACUCAGAGCGACCCCUGACCCAGAAACCAGAGUCUUGCUAAACACCCGGGUGAGCUAUGUCCCUGUGAUGGAGGCUGGGUCAGAUGUGACUUUCAGAUGGACGGUAGACGACAAGCCAUCUUUCACUUUUUACAACGUCGUCUUCAACGUUAUCUACCAAAGCCCAGCUGUGUACAAGCUCUCGCUCACCGCGUCCAAUCACGUCAGCAAUGUCACAGUUGAUUACAACGUCACGGUGGAGAAGAUGCAUAGGAUGAAGGACCUGACCGUGUCCGAGAUCCCACUGGUCCUCCCUCAGAACACGACCGUGGAGCUUACCGCCAGAGUACAGAUCGACUCAGCUGUGGACGCUGCCUUCUUGUGGGAUUUUGGAGAUGGUGGUCAUGAAAUGUACCAGUUUAAACCCCCAUAUAAUGAGUCUUUCCUCAUUCCUGAUCCCAGCAUCCAUCAGGUUGUGAUUGAGCACAACGUAUCCUACACCUAUCAAGUACCAGGAGAAUAUACCCUGGUUGUUCUAGUGUCAAACAGUUUUGAGAACCUCACCUACCAGAUCCCGGUUCACAUCCACACUUACCUGACUGACUUGACUGUAGAAGCAGAUGCAGAUGUCCUGGUCGUAGGCCGGCCUGUCACCUUCGAAGCCUAUCCGCUGCCAUCCCCCUAUGGAGUCUGGUACACCUGGGACUUUGGGGAUGGCUCCUCGCUGCUGUUGGAGAGCCAACCUAGAGCGACUCACAGCUAUCAGACCAGAGGGGUGUACAACGUCAGCCUAACCGCCAACAACACGAUUAGCAGCGUCGAGACACACCAGCGUUAUCGCGUUUUUGAAGAGAUCACUGGGUUGAGAGUUUCAUCCGACGAGGUGGCAGAGCAAGGCAUCUCAAUAUCAAUAAAUGCUUCAGUGGAGACAGGAGACAACAUCACCUGGAUAUUUGACAUGGGGGACGGGACCAUACUGAUGAGCACAGUGCCAGCAGUCGAACAUAGGUAUGAAAAGGAUGUCAACUGUUGCACUAUUAAUGUGACAGCUGUGAAUCCUGUGAACUCUGUUUCGCAAACUGUGCCUGUCCGGGUAUUCGUCCUGGAGGUCCUCAAAAUAGAGCCUUCCUCUUGCAUCCUGGAACACCCCAACGUGCAGUUCACCGCGUACGUCUCGGGGAACUCCGAAAACUACAUUUUCGACUGGACCUUUGGAGAUGGCUCAUCCAACGUCACUGUUUAUGGGGACCCCGUGGUGACACACAACUUCACCCACAGCGGAGUCUUCGCUCUCUCCCUGGUUCUCUCAAGCAGUGUUAACAAGGCGCAUUACUUCACCAUCGUCUGUGUGGAGCCGGAGAUUGCCAAUGUCACGCUCCGACCCCCCAAGCAGUUUGUGCGGCUUGGCAAAGAGAGCAACUUCCAGGUCAGUGCCAUGCCUCUGUACCAGUACAGAUACCACUGGGACUUUGGGACCAAUGAUUCCGCUAGGUCCGGAGGGACUGAAGUGAGUUACACUUACAAGAGCACAGGGGUCUACCUGGUCACAGUGACCGUCUCCAACAAUGUCUCGUUCAACAAUGACACGGCUUUUGUGGAAGUCCAAGAACCAGUUGGGGUAGCGAAGAUUGAAUACAACGGGACAAGGGUUUUGGAGCUCAACCAGAUCUAUCUGUUCUCCGCCAGUGGGAAUGGGACCAAAGUGAGCUACCGCUGGGACAUGGGGGAUGGCUGUAACCAGCUUGGACCGAUCGUCACCCACUCUUACAACAAUACUGGCAACUACACUAUCAGCUUGACUGGCUGGAAUGAUGUGAGCCUCUAUGAGACCAGGCUCAACCUCACCGUGAAGAGGCGACUCCAGGGGCUUACCAUCAAUGCCAGCAGGACUAUGGUGCCACUGAAUGGGUCAGUGAGCUUUGUAGCCACUCUCCUAGCCGGCAACGCUAGCCGAUACUCCUGGAUCCUGUGCGAUAGGUGCACACCCAUCCAAGGCUCCUACACCAUUUCCUACACAUUCCGGUCCGUGGGGACUUUUAACGUCAUUGUGACAGCGGAGAACGAGAUCAGCUCCCUGCAGGACAGCAUCUUCGUCUACGUCUUGCAACAGAUCGAAGGACUGCAAAUCGCCAGCAGCGACCUCGUGGAGGAUGCCUAUUUCCCAACCAACAAAACUCUUCAUCUGCAGGCAGCGGUGAGAGAUGGGACAAACAUCUCUUACAGCUGGAUGGCCUUGAAGGACAGCACCCCUGUGCAGACAUUCAGUGGGAAGAUCUUCUCCUUGAGCAUCCUGGAGGCUGGGAACUACACGAUCCAUCUGAAAGCCACUAACAUGCUGGGAAGCACAGCUGUUAACAGGACAGUGGAGUUCAUUGAAAGCAUCGGCCUUUUAAAACCUUCUGCCUUCCCCAACCCGGCUGCCGUAAACGCCUCUGUUAACAUAAGCACCGGCGUAACCACGGGCACUUGCCUAACAUAUAUUUGGCACCUGGAAGAUAGUAACAGGAGAGAAACCAUUGUACCCUUCAUCAUACACUCUUUCCAAAGACCUGGAGCUACAGCGAUCACGGUCACAGCUGAAAACAAGAUUAGUUCCACUAAUGCAUUGGUUUACAUCUUUAUACAGGAACCCGUAGUGGGGCUGAGGAUUGGGACUGCAGAGGUGGACUGCAGCUACGUCCCAUCAGGCUCCGUGGUAACCUUCAGCGGUGAACUCGAAAAGGGGACCAACGUGACAUGGCUGUGGGAGCUGCCAAAAGGCUUGCAGACUGGACAGACUGUGGCGGUGACAUUCCCUAAGGCAGGCUUUUUCUCUGUCCAUCUGAAUGUAUCCAAUGACGUCAGCUGGGCUGUGGCCAGCAAGAAUAUCACAGUGCAGGACAGGAUUGAAGGGCUGGAGCUUUUUGUGAGCAAGAAGGUUGUGGAGCCUGGGGAACAGAUUUCUUUUGUGAUCAGCAUGUCCUCUGGUUCCUCCGUGAGCUAUUCGGUGAACAUAAGUGGGGGCUACUCUGUGGUGCUUAAUGGAUCUAGGUUCACCCAUGAGUUCCCUGAGAGCGGUGACUACCUCGUGGUGGUGAUGGUGCAGAACCAAGUCAGCAAGGCAUGCGCACAGGUGCUUAUCUCAGUACUGGAAGCCAUCCAUGACGUAAGGCUUGUGAACUGCUGCGAGCAGGGUAUCCCAACAGGAACAAAAAAGACCUUCACCGCCCAGGUUGGGAGUGGCUCACGGGUGUUGUACUCCUGGCAGUUCUCCUUGCAGAAAGAGCACGGCCGUGCCCUGGUCAGCUUGGCAGGCAGAAGUGUCUCCUACACUCCAGUGGCUCCAGGGCUGCUAGAAAUUCAUCUCAGUGCUUUCAAUGACCUAGGGAGUUUGAACAUCACCAGAGUGAUCCAAGUGCAAGACCCAAUCGUUCAAGUCUCCCUUAAGCCAGCGUUGUCCUUUGUGAACAGGACGGUGUUGUUUGAAGCUUCCGUGCAGCCCAGCGCAUGGCAAGUUGUUUUCUGGUGGAACUUUGGCGAUGGUUCCCCAUCUCAAAUCACAGAGGUGGCAGCUGCCAACUACUCCUACCUGAAGGCCGGAGAUUACCAGGUGGAGGUGAACGCCACCAACCUUGUCAGUUUCAUGACAGCCCAUCUCACAGUCACCGUCAGAGUCCUGGAGUGCGAGGAGCCAGAGGUGGAGCUAGCCCUGCCGCCACAAGUAGUCAUGAAACGGUCCCAGAGGAACUACCUGGAGGCACAGAUUGACCUCCGUGGCUGUGUCAAGUACCAGACCGAGUAUCUGUGGGAGAUUUACAGAGCACCCAGCUGCCUGCACUUCGAUGACACCGACAGGGUCCACCUGCUGAGCGUUGACCUGAGCAGACCCCAGCUGGUCAUACCCAAGCUGGCCCUGGAAGUAGGGAACUAUUGCUUUGUCUUCUUUGUCUCCUUUGGAGACACCCCACUGUCCAAGAGCAUUUUUGCCAAUGUGACUGUGACGCCGAGUAAGCUGGUCCCAAUCAUCAACGGGGGAUCUUACCGUGUGUGGUCCAACACGCGGGACUUAAUCCUGGACGGUGAGAAAUCCUAUGACCCUAACCUGGACGAUGGUGAACAGACACCACUGCUUUACCGGUGGUCCUGCACAUCUUGCUCCAAGAGCUCGCCUGCAGGGUGCUCUCUGCACUUCAGUGCCACAGGAGGGGUCAUCACCAUUUCCAAGGCCAUACUAGAAGCAGAUGUGGAAUAUACGUUCGACCUCAGUGUCUGGAAGAUGGGUCUGAAUCCCGAGUCUACGAAUCAAACCGUGUUGAUCAAGAAUGGAAGGGUCCCCAUUGUGUCCCUAGAAUGUGUUUCCUGCAAAGCCCAGUCUGUCUACGAAGUCAGCAAGAGCUCCUAUGUCUAUCUGGAGGGCACCUGCAGGAACUGCCAGAAUGACUCCAAGCUUGGGAGAUGGGCAGCGCAUAGCUUUAAAAACAAAUCUCUCAUCUUGGACAAAACCACCACUUCUACUGGCAACACCGGAAUGAACCUGGUCUUACGGCCAGGGGCCUUAAAGGAUGGGGAAGGAUACACCUUUACCCUUCACAUCACUGACCUCACAACUGGGGAGGAAGGUUACGCCUCCAUUGACCUGCUCCCGAACCGGCCCCCGAUUGGAGGAUUGUGUCAGCUCUCUCCGAACGGAGAAGUCAGGGCACUGAUGGCAAAGGUUCACUUUGAGUGUGCAGGCUGGAGAGACACGGAGGACGAAGAGGCCCCCUUGGUGUACAUCCUCCUGGCCACUCGCUGCAAAGUGGGGCAAUGUGAGGAGUUUGGCAUGUACAAAGGCAGCCGCUCUGAGCACAGUGCCUUCCUCCCACCCGGCUUCAGUGCAAACAGAUUCCUUGUGUAUGUUUCCGUGCUCGUGCAGGAUCAGCUGGGAGCUACGUUUGUGGCCCUCAACUGCUCCAUGACCAUCACCCUGCCAGCCCCCGCGGCCGGAGUCCACAGCCUCUCUCACUGGCUCUACAAUCAGACUGACACUGUGCUGCAGGGCUUGGUGAAGCAGGGGGACCCGCAGCACGUCAUCGAGUACUCCCUGGCCCUCAUCACCAUCUUAAAUGAGCACGAGCACUUGAUGCGCUCAGAAGCCGAGACCAGGAACGAACAAGAUCUUCGCACCUGGACGAGGAGGAACAUCACCGAGACCCUCAUCUCCCUGAAUGUGAACACUGUGGACGAUAUCCAGCAGAUCUCCGCUGCCCUUGCUCAAUGCAUGGUGGCGAGCAAGGAGCUUCUUUGCAGAUCAUGUGUGACUGGGACCUUGAGCAAGCUGGAAAGCAUGAUGGCCAUCCUCCAGGGUGAAACCACUCAGGGCAUCAUGACACCGACCGCCAUCGCAGACAACAUCCUCAACAUUACGGGGGACUUAAUACACCUUGUCAACACAGUUCCACAGGAGUCAAAACUCCAGGAAUUGUGCAACGAUCCCCACCAUGUGCUGGUAGCUUCCAAAGCCUACAGCCUGUCCUCCAGCCUGAUGCGCAUCCUCAUGAAGUCCCGGGUGCUGAAUGAGGAGCCCCUUGAACUGGUGGGAGGAGAAAUCGUGGCAAAAGGCAAACGGUCUGAUCCCCUCAACUUGCUCUGCUAUGAGAACACGUUGGACUGCCAGUUCUCCAUCCCCCAGGCCUUCAACACCACCUUCUCCGACCUGACCGACGUGAUCCAAGUCAUGUUCCGGGUGGACUCCAACCCCUUCCCCUUUGGCUACAUUAGCAACUACACUGUGUCCACAGAGGUGGCCUCCAUGGAGUUUCAAACCAACAAUGGGACCCAGAUUCCCAUUGGGAGUCUGGAUGCAGAAAAGGCCAUCACUGUGAUGGUAUUGAACAAUGGCAUGACGAACAUCUCCGCUGGCUCUGCAAUCAUCCAGGGAAAGACUUCGGUGAACCUAGUUGUUACGACAGAAAACAACAACAGAGAAGCAGGCUUGCAUUUCCAGCUCACCUACAGAGUCUUAAAUGAUCGUUACAUCUCGAGCGAGCUGGAGCCGUUCAUCGCAGCCUACCUCUCUCCCUCGCCUGCACCCAGCGAGCACAACUGCAGCGCGGCCAAGAAGAUCGGGCUGGAGGCUGUGGAGAAACGGGACCACAAGCGCUACACUUUCUUCAUUUCCCCCAUCUCUGACGACACCACCAAGGACUAUUACUUCAACAUCACAAACCAUUUCAGCUGGUCGCCGGUGGAGGUGACCCUGAGUCUGUACACCUCCUUGUGCCAGUACUUCAGUGAGCAGGAGAUGAGGUGGAAGACGGAAGGCAUCAUCCCAUUGGAGGAGACCAGCCCGAAUCAGGCUGUGUGCUUAACCCAACACCUGACAGCCUUCGGAGCCAGCCUGUUUGUUCCCCCAAACUCCGUCCAAUUCAUAUUUCCUGCUCCUGGCCCAGGUCUCAACUACAUUGUUUUGCUGACCUGUGCCGUCUGCUUUGUGACAUACUCUGUGGCCAUGCUGAUUGUGCACAAACUGGACCUGAUUGACAUUAACCGAGUGGGGGUGAUUCCAUUCUGCGGGAAGAACGGGAUGUAUAAAUAUGAGAUCCUGGUGAAAACCGGCUGGGGCCGAGGAUCAGGUACCACCGCCCACGUGGGGAUCACCCUGUAUGGCAUGGAUAAUAAAAGCGGUCACAGGCAUCUGGAUGGGGAGAACGCUUUCCACCGCAACAGCCUUGAUGUUUUUCAGAUUGCGACGGAGCAAAGCCUGGGCAGCAUCUGGAAAAUCCACAUCUGGCAUGACAAUAAAGGGCUCAGCCCUUCUUGGUACCUGCAGCACGUCAUAGUCCGAGACCUGCAGACCAGCAAGAGCGACUUCUUCCUGGUGAAUGACUGGCUGUCCGUGGAGAGCGAGGAGAAUGACGGCAUGGUGGAGAAGGAGGUCUAUGCCGCCAGCGAGAUGGAAUUGAGGAGCUUCCCUCGGAUCUUCGUGGCUGAGCUGCAGCGGGGUUUCUUCGAGAAGCACAUCUGGCUUUCCAUGUGGGACCGGCCCCCACGCAGCCGCUUCACUCGGGUGCAGAGAGCCACCUGCUGCUCCGCCCUCAUCUUCCUCUUCCUCUGCGCCAAUGCCGUGUGGUACGGCGUGGUGGGAGACGUCAGUCUCAGUAACGUGGCUGUUUCCAACCUGAUCCCACUUAGCGUUGACACUGUGGCUGUUGGUUUGGUGUCUAGUGUUGUGGUCUAUCCAGUGUACCUGGUCAUUUUAUUCCUCUUCAGGAUGGCUCGUAGCAAGGCGUCCAUCAGCCACACCCUGACCCACUCGGACCAGCAGUCCUUGGAGAUCGAUAAUUACCUGGACUCCUCCCUCCUGGAGAGCUCCUUCCUCACCUUCCCCGGGAUCCGGGCCGAGGCCUUUUCCGAGCAAACCAAAACCGAUUUGUUCCUAGACGAUUCAAAGAGUCUGAUUCGGUGGCACUCCAGCGAGGCCCUGCUCAACUGGCCAGAUCUCCUCAGCGACCCCUCCAUCAUGGGCAACACCAUCCAGAAGCUGAAGCGGGGACGGGCCAGCCGCCAUCUGGGGCUCGAGGUGCCCCUGCCGGCUGAGGAGGACAGCUUGUCGCUUGGCCUGCACCCAGGGCAGACCAAAUACUUCUCUGCCUCAGAUGAAGAUCUGAUCCGGCAGAUCCUUGCCGAUGGAGCUAGUGGCAUUUCCCACCCCCAGGAUACGGGGCAGUAUGCCAGAGCCGAAACGGACUUGAUCUCAGGCCUAUCCAGCGUGUUUGGGGAGAAGACAGAGACCAUCAUGCUGCAGCGGCUGAAUGAGAAAGGGCAGAACAUGGUAGCCCCUGCCAGGGAAGUGAGCAGAUCUGCCAAGUCUACAUGGACAGUUGUGGACCACACGUUCAGGAAGCGCCUGCUGCCACACUGGUACUCAUACCUAGCUCACGCCAUGAGCCUCCUCCUCUUUGCCACCUCCAUUGGGGUCUCCGUGUGGAUCGGAGUGGGCUUCACCUCCAGUGUUGCCCUCAUGUGGCUCAUCUCAGGGAUAUUCAGCUUCCUGGCAUCCUUCUUGGUCUGGGAACCUCUGAAGGUUCUGCUGGAAGCCCUUUAUUUCGCACUGGUUGCAAAGCGCCUGUACCCGGAGGAAGACGACACACUGGUGGAGUUUCCAUUUGUCGAGCACGUUUCCGAGAAGAUCAACAAAGUCCGACCUCCUCAGGGAUUUGCCCUUUUCCAGGCCAAGGAGGAGGCCAGGAAGGUCAAACUGCUUCACAAGAUGCUAAAGAGCUUCCUCAUCUAUAUGUUGUUCUUGCUGGUGACAUUGCUCACCAACUAUGGCGACGCCUCCCGCAACGGCAGGGCCUUCCUCUUGCAAAGCUCCCUCAAGCAGCAGCUCGGUGGCGAGGAAUUCCUCCGCGUCAAGAGAUCCGAUGAGUUUUGGGCGUGGAUGUCACAGGUCUUGUUGCCCUCUCUCUACAAUAACCAGUCGGGGCAAGAGAGUUACAGCACCAUGCUGGGAGUGCCACGGCUGCGUCAGGUCCGCCUGCAGGAAGCAGAAUGCCCGGAUACCAUCCAUGAUUUCUUUAGUGGGACGGAUGCAUCUGUCGCUGCGAAGAAAUGCACGUACGAGUCUAACGGCUUUAAUACUGCCGAUUAUGCUGUUGGCUGGAAGAGGGUAUCUGUAAAUUUGACACAGCCGUGGUCCUACUCGCCGCCUGACCUAGCAGGAAUCUGGUACUGGGGCUACGUCUCCAUGUAUGACAGCGGAGGUUACAUCCAGGAGCUAGGAGCCACGCUGGAAGAGAGCAGAGCGCAAGUGGACUAUCUUCAACAAAACAACUGGAUCAACAACCUGAGCAGAGCGGUCUUUGUGGAGCUGACGCAGUACAACCCCAGCGUGGACCUGCAUGCCGCCGUCACCCUGCGCCUGGAGUUCCCCAUGGCGGGGCGAGCAGUGGCCGCCAUCGCAGUUGGGCCCUUCCCCCUGCUGCGUCUCAGUGGGGGAGUCACGCUGCAGCUUGUCAUGAUGGUCUUCCUCAUGGUGUUUGUGGUCUAUUUUGUGGUCUCCGAGUCCCUCUUCAUCAAGAAGGAAGGCAGGGCCUACUUCGCCGUAUUUGGGAGCUACAGCCAAUGGCUGCUCAUCCUUCUGACCACCUGCACCGUGGUGGUGCACUUAAGCCAAGCCACCAUUGCUGACCAGCAGUGGGCAAACUAUCUGAAGAACCGCAAGGGCUUCACCAGCUUUUACCAGGUGGCCUUCCUCAACUCAGUCUUCAACAGCCUGGCUGCCUCCCUUCUCUUCCUGCUGACUGUGAAGGCUGCCCAACAGCUGCGCUUUGUCCGGCAAUGGUCUGUGUUCGGCAAAACCCUGCAGAAGUCCACGAAGGAGCUGGCUGCUGCCGGGCUGGCCUUCGCGCUGCUCGUCCUUGCUUAUACCCAGCUUGGCUUCCUGCUUUUCUCCUCCUGCUCGGAAUCCUUCCGCAGCUUCAGCAGCAGCCUCCUGCUCCUCUUGGCUGUGGUCCGCGGCAGCGUGAACCUCCGGCUCUGCCUGCCCGAGCCCUCGGGGCUGUACUACCUGUUCUGCGCCAGCUACAUCGUGCUGGAGAUGUGGAUCGUGCUGAGGCUGUUUGCCGCGGUGCUUGUCCACCGCUACCGGGAGAUGAAUUUCGAGCUGUACCGCCCGGCCUUCGAGCCCCAGGACUAUGAGAUGGUGGAGCUCUUCGUCCGCAGGCUGAAGCUCUGGAUGGGCUUCAGCAAAGUCAAGGAAUUUCGGCACAAGGUGAGGUUCGAAGGGAUGGAGCCAUUACCAUCCCGGUCCUCCAGUGACAAAUCCUUCCGGGGUCCCACCCCCAGCGCAGCCUCUGACAGCUCCAGGGCCUCCACCUCUUCGAGCCAGCUGGACGGGCUCAGCCUGGUGCUGAGCACCAGAGAGAGCUCAGAGAUGGAUGCUGAUGUCCAGCGGCUCCUCUCCCUCUUCGAGAUGCUGCUGGCCCAGUUUGACCGAGUGAACCAGGUGACGGAGGACGUCUACCGCAUGGAGCAGCAGCUGGAGGACUCGCAGAGCAGGAGGACCAGGAUGAAGUACAUCCAGAUGACUGAGGACCUGCUGAGUCGGUACCACCUGGGGAGCACAGAUCAGGGGAGACAGGGACUUUAUCCUGAGAACUUUUCCGACGCCGACCUGCAUCCUCCCGGAGACCCUCUGUUGCCCUCCCAUCCCACCAGCGCCCUGGGUGCCCUACAGAGCAGCACGGGCUGUGCGCCCAGCCGGAUAGUCCGGGCCAGUAGGGGCCUCAGCAUGGCUUCUUCUCUGCUCUCCCCGCACAAGACGUAUGCCACCACGGCGCCAGUGGUCAGGAAGAAAAAGCCACUGCGGGCAAAGAACAAGGUCCACCCCAGCAUCAAGUAACUGGAGACCAUGUGCAGCGUCUCUGGGAAAAUACCUCACUGUCCCUCCCCUGGGAAGGCAGAGAGAGCCUCGUAACGUGGCCCGGGAAGGUUCCACCGCAACUCGGAGUCAGAAACGGAAGUUGCAGGGAACCGGCGUGGAAAGCUGACGCACUCACGCCACACCAAGGACUGGGGAGCCACUGUGCCCUCCCGGGCUCUUGGCCAGCUUAGAUGCUAGCAGUAUCACUGCCGCUUCGGGACACGCGGCUAAGAACACAGGUGUUGCCUUGAGCCUCCCAAGUGCCUAAUGAAGAUGGACACAGCCACUGUGUGUUGUACAUACUGGCAGCUUCUAUUACCAAGGUGCCUCAGUUUCCUGUUUACUUUAGCGAUGGUUUCACAGCUUUUUGGUGUCGUUGGAGACUGUUUGGCCCUUCAGUCCAGGACAACCUGAGAGACUCAGCUUCACCAAGAAGGCCAGAUGAGAGAAGCCGCAGGGGUCUCACCUAAUAUUUAGCGUUGGCAGCAAGAGGGCAAGCAACAUUAAUCAGGGCAAUAUUAAAAAGAAGUGUCUCUCUUUUUAAGUGACCCUAGCUUCAAACAAAAUGAACAGAUUCCAAAAGCAGAGGCCUGUUAUUGUUAAGUUGUUUUAUCAAGAACUGCUGCGAAGUAAAGUGAAUGGUGCAAGGAGCAACUCAAGACGGAUUUCCCGUGCUCAGCUGGCUGCGCCAAAAUGGGAAGAGAGGAGCUGAAAUUGCGAGUAGUUAAGGUUUAACAGACUUUUGGAUUCACAGACUAGUCACACUGUGGAGGAAAACGACAGGUUUCAGGGGAAUAUUUAAUUCAAUAUUUGUAUUGGCAUGAAUAUAGAGUGACAGUAUCUGCACCCAGAUCAGUUAGUUUUCAGUAUUGGCUAGUGUUAUCCUCCAGCAUUUGGUACUAUUAUUUGUAUUUAAAGAAAUUCAAUAUUUAAAAAAUAUGAAUGACCAUGAAAUCCACAUUAAGCCACCACUUCCAAUGAUCAGCCAGUCUUAGGACAUGGCAAUUAGUGACAGCUCAACCAAAAAGGUACUGGAGACCUAGGGGGGGGAGGGUUCUUUUAAUUGGUCACUUAAAAGAGGGGGCUGCCGGCAUGCUGGCUCCAUUCCGGCCCAGCUCCCCUUUAGCUACUGAUCUUCCCCCAGCCAGUGGAUUGAAUGGGUAAGUAUGGUGCGUUGGUUGCUUGGUUUUUAUAGUUGAAGGAAUGUAUUGACAUAUGUAAUUUUUUUUUUUGGUUUACUUUUUUGUAUGUACUGCCGAGCACUUUAACAAUGCUUUCCUUGGCUAACAAUGACACAUGCGACCUUUUUAACAAGAAUGGAAUAAUAUAUCACGAAAGCAGUAUUUUUGUGUAAAAAAAAAUCAUAAACGGAAAUGAGCAAACGGUAAUGUGAACGCACUUCCCCAGUGAACCAUCCCCAGCAGCAGCCCUGCCUCAGGGGCUGGGUGCCAGCCAAUGACACUCAAACCUACUCACCAGCACUCUUAGGAGCUUCCAAAGAGGAACAACAAAUGCAUUAAAAAAAUUAACGCACUAGGUGACGCAGGGAAUAAGCCACCUGCCAGCAGAGGCAGGUGGUGAGAGACAGGGGCAGAUGGUUCUUAAUUUGCUUCUGUCUGGGACAGGAAGAUGUAUCCGCUCCUACUCCAACCUGCUUCCACUCCCGACUUCGCUGUAAUCCACAGUAUAUCGAGCUACAGCUGUGCUAUGCUUGAUAUGCCAUGGCAGGUACUUGUCCAGCACUCCCUUUUAGACAAUUGGUGUGGGUAACAAUCAAUCAAAUGCACCUAUUCUGGGCAGCCACAGCCUAUGUAAAUUAUUUCCCACUAUGGUAAGUGGUGCUACCAAUAGCAAAACCUCCCUGGCAGCUAGUGCCCGUGGAAACCCCCUGGCCAGCCCGUGUUCACCUCACCCUUGUCAUUCCGCGUUAUGUAUAUUGUAAGUAAUUUAUACGGGGUUUUGAAAUGUAUAUAUUUGCUAUAUUUUCAUAGCAUCGGUACCAUGUUUGACACAUGUAGAUAGGAGACAGAACACUGUUGUCAGAGUUAUUUAAAGGAUGUAUUAAGUGCUUCUUUCUGGGAAUGUUCAUUGUAUAUAAAGUAUUAGGUGUCAGAGUGCGUGUGGCGUGCGUGCUCUUGUGCCAGAUGAGGUGUGGGCCGGGCUGGCGCUACGGCAGUCCCAACCCAUGGAGCCGAGAGUGACAGCGGGAUCUUUCGCGAUGCACUGUGUUGUUCCCCACUCUGGCUUGCUCAGUGCUUUUGAAAGGUAACAUUGUUCUAUGGAGCUCUUCGAAACCAAAGGCCAAUGUUUGCAGGGGCCAUUGUUCAUGGUACAGCAUCUCCUGUUAGACUCCAUCUAGCCUCCAUUGCUUCCGCUCUUGGAAGACACUUGGCUUGUAACAGAGCUCUCCUUUCCAAGCAUUGCAACUAUCUAAUCCAGAGGAGGAGAGAGCCCUAAGCGGAAAAGUCUGUGCUCCUUUCUAGCUAAGUAACUUUAUAAAGGCUAGAGAUAGGGUUUCCCCAAAGACACUUCCAUUGGAGUUAGUUCUUCUGACCUUUUUGCUGCUUGUUCUCACUCUCCAGCUCCUGAUGCCUUUCUCCUGCUGUGUGCAUGAGAUGGUUUGCACACAGCGUUGUAUUCCAACAAUCCCCAGAUUGUAUCCAUCUUGAUUUUCCUUGUGCUGCACUCCCCAUCUGCUUCCCUCUCUGUGGAGACUUGAGCAGCACGCAUGGGGUUUCUUGGCCAUCGGGUUUACAUCCAUGGAAGUUAUUGUACUUUUGUACUAGUUGCGCGGAGGACAGAAUUAGACAAGAUGUUGCAGAGGGCGUGGGGGAGGGAUUAGCGUGAUGUACAAAGAAAGUUCUCUUUACAACGGCAAGGUGGCUUGGUGGUGAUAGGAAGGGCAUGAAAGAACAGAAAGCCGGGGGUAAGUAGAGUACAGAUGGAAGGAAAUGGAAGCAGGAACCACAGGCACUCUUCACAUAGGUGAUGGAACAGCUGUGGUUGGGGCAAACAUUAAGUGUUUGGAAUUUUGGAAGUGGCAUCUGGAGUGGGAGGAUAAGAGUUGGAAAACGGCAGGUGGACGUUAAUGGUACUCAUCCCUUAGCUGCAGGUACUAAAGUCAGUCAGGAAAACAGUGCCAACAAAAUCACCACCACUACUGUUCCAGGAUAGUUCAGCUACAAGAACUGAACCCAGAACCAGGGGCAGGUUUUGCUAUUGAGUUUACAGCAAUUAACCCUUCUAUGUUCUAGACAAAAAUGGUUUAAUAUUCCUAUUACUGCAAUCCAUCUGCCCUUGGACCUUUUUUUUUGGGGUGAGGGGGAGAGGCACAUUCAGACUAUUUAACCAUGGCUUUUUAACAACCCCAGUUCCCUCUACUUUUUACAAGCAGCAUGGCCACCGUUUAAGUACUCACCACAAAGUCUCCGCUAGAUUCCCAAUGCCCGACUUUGGAGACAAAGCAGCAUUAGAGGAGAGGUGUAUCAUAUAAACACAGAAGUGCCUUAGUGCCAUCUGGACAAUCACUUGAUUUUCCCCAUGCUUGGGAAAAAAAUGAAGCAGACAGGCUCCUCUAUCAAAUUAGAAGGGAAGGGGUGUGUGAUUUAACUGACAGUAACCAGGACUCAGCCCUUCUAGGCCUACAGUAUGUGCUGUGUGACCUUGCACAAAGUCACAAUUUCCAGGAGGCCUUUUCCCUAGCGGUACCAUAGGUAUUACUUGUUCAUCUCACUGCAGGGACGGGGAGGCUGAGAGACAGAACCAAUGCUUUGGGCUCAGUACAGAGGUAACUGGAUGAAAUCCUCUGGCCUGUGUAACGCAGGUAAGCCUAAGUCUAAUGGUCCCUCUUCUGCCUUUAAUUGAUGACUCUUUCAAGGGAGUCUUGGAGGUUCUUGGAGAAAAGGUUUGAGAAUUAAGUGGUGUGAAAGGACUGGAGGUAAAGGCAAACUUCUAACAGUAUUAC
Messenger RNA from Caretta caretta (loggerhead turtle), 17629 nucleotides. It is a transcript of the gene PKD1, whose product is annotated as polycystin 1, transient receptor potential channel interacting. NCBI's taxonomy places the organism in Eukaryota, Metazoa, Chordata, Testudines, Cheloniidae. Gene Ontology annotation, molecular function: monoatomic cation channel activity; protein binding. Gene Ontology annotation, cellular component: plasma membrane. Gene Ontology annotation, biological process: calcium ion transport. The record is from RefSeq and is a predicted model, not a curated record.